CUGGAACCGCCAUCACACACCAUUACAGUCACCACGACACCCCAUCUCCACAGUCCGGCGUCUAUCAGUCCGAGAUGAGGUGUGUUCUGGUAGAAGUUCGGAAGGUGGCAGUUGAUUCCCAUGUGAUCUGCACCGAGUCCACGAUGAGAGUAGAGGUUGAGAAAUCUUCAUUCCAUGGACUCCAUGAGGAUCAUUUGCGGCUCAACGACGGCGCCAACACCGCCUGCAGGCUGCACUCCAACAGCACUUACGUCUUCGCCGACAUCCCCCUCAGCGGUUGUGGCACUGAGCUCGAGGAAGACGGGGAUAACCUCAGGUUCAAGAAUGAAAUCACCACGUUUGACAACAGAGCCGACGUGAUCACCAGGAAACACCUGCUGGAGGUGCAGUUCUACUGCCAGUACCCCAAACGUGGAAACGCGACACUGGCCUUCACAGCACACAGGCCCAUCGUCUCAGUGUGGGACAGGGGCUUCGGCAGGUUCACCUACCAGUUUGAGUUCUAUGCUAACGACCAAUACCAAGCCAUGGUUGAUCCAACUUCAUACCCGGUGGUGUAUGAAAUAGGGAGCAGGGUCUACAUGCAGAUAGAGGCCACCUCCUCCGUCAACAACACCGUGCUGUUUGUGGAGUCCUGCAGAGCUUCACCAUAUGACAACCAGAACUCCCAGCAGACCUACUCCAUCAUUGAGAAUGGGUGUAAAGAGGACCCGACCGUUCAGAUCCAUUCCCCCUCCCACCCGAGACAAUUCAGGUUCAGCAUGAAGGCCUUCAAGUUCAUCGGCAUGUAUGAUCAGGUGUACAUCAGCUGCACAGUCCUGAUGUGUGCAGCAGGGGAACCCAACACCAGGUCCUCUCAGGGAUGCAUCAGCUCCACAACGCCAGCCACUUGGCCUCAAAACCACCACCGCAGAAAGAGAGAGGUUCGCGUGGAGAGUGCCAGGCACUUCGUUUCCCAGGGUCCCCUGCGCUUAAAGAGAUCAGCGGAGAGCAGCGAAAGCUCAGCGCUCCACCUGAAUCUGAACCUGGUGUUCAUCGCUG
Messenger RNA from Anarrhichthys ocellatus (wolf-eel), 1041 nucleotides. Its product is annotated as ZP domain-containing protein-like. The record is from RefSeq and is a predicted model, not a curated record. NCBI's taxonomy places the organism in Eukaryota, Metazoa, Chordata, Actinopteri, Perciformes, Anarhichadidae. The transcript has 7 exons. The annotation marks the transcript as partial.